Molecule: messenger RNA, 1011 nt
Organism: Ramularia collo-cygni
Lineage: Eukaryota; Fungi; Ascomycota; Dothideomycetes; Mycosphaerellales; Mycosphaerellaceae
Product: probable aldose 1-epimerase
Exons: 3
Coding region: 1-1011 (336 amino acids)
Biological process (GO): beta-D-galactose catabolic process via UDP-galactose, Leloir pathway; glucose metabolic process
Molecular function (GO): carbohydrate binding; aldose 1-epimerase activity
Source: RefSeq, a predicted model, not a curated record
AUGGCGUCAGGCAAGUUCUCCGAUGCCUUCACAUUCCUCCCACAGGGCGGCAUCAUUCAGGAAUUCAGAGUCGGCGGCCGUAAUAUAGUGCUGGGCUUCCCAUCAGCAGCGUCGUACAAGACCGAGGCCAGCCCGUUCUUCGGCGAGAAUAUUGGCAGAGUAGCGAACAGAAUAUCCGGAGCGAAGAUCAAUAGCUUGAACGGGAAAAGCUAUCAGCUUACUGCCAAUAAUGGCCCGAACACAUUACACGGAGGACCGCAGGGAUGGGGAAAGAAGGACUUCGAGGGCCCGACACCGACUCAACGCAACGGUCGUGAUGCUGUGUUGUUCAAGUACGUCAGCAAGGAUGGAGAGGAAGGAUUUCCUGGGACGGUGGAGAUGAGAGUGUGGUAUACCCCUUCGCUUGAACAAGAUGAAGGCAUUGAAAAGACAAGCUUGGAGAUUGAGUACGAAGCCGAGUUGAUCGGCGAUGAGGUGGAAGAGACAGUUGUCAGCUUGACAAACCACAGCUACUUCAAUAUCUCUGAUGGACCUACCAUUGAGGGCACGAAGGCGCGCGUGCACACCAACCUGCACAUGGUCACAGACGACGUCGACAUUCCCACCGGUGCGAUUGAGCCAUACCCAGGCAUUCCACUCAACGAGGAGUUUGUGCUUGGUGCAAAAGAGCCCAAUCCAGAUCACUGCUUCGUGAUGAACCCCAACGCUGCGAGCAUUCCAUUGGACACCCGCACAGAGCCGAUGAAGAAGCUGAUUGAGCUGUCUCACCCAAACACUAACAUCCACUUUGAGGCUCUUAGCACAGAGCCUGCAUUCCAAUUCUACGCUGGCCGCUUCAUCGAUGUACCUGCAAUGGACGGACAACCUGCUCGAGGUGCCCGAAGCGGUCUCUGCAUCGAGGCAAGUCGUUACGUCAACGCCGUCAACCACGAUCCAUGGAAGCACAUGGUGCUGCUCAAGAAAGGCCAACUGUGGGGAAGCCGUACGAUCUACCGGGCGUGGGUUGCGUAA